This is a messenger RNA of Sitophilus oryzae (rice weevil), 2216 nucleotides long. RefSeq names its product nose resistant to fluoxetine protein 6-like. Gene Ontology annotation, molecular function: acyltransferase activity, transferring groups other than amino-acyl groups. The transcript has 14 exons. The coding region runs from base 1 to 2169 and encodes 722 amino acids. Lineage: Eukaryota; Metazoa; Arthropoda; Insecta; Coleoptera; Curculionidae. The record is from RefSeq and is a predicted model, not a curated record.
AUGAGAGGUUGUCUUCGAGUUUCUCUAUUAGUUUUUCUGACAAAAUCAGCCAUUCUCGCUGUUUAUGCAAACGAGCAACAUGGCCAAGAUGAAGUUAAUGAAAUUUUUACAGCUGAAGAUAUUGAUUUUUCUUUUACAACUGAGAAACCAGAAGAGACAACUACGAUAAAGAAGAAAGAACCGGUGAAAUUGAAUUUAAAACAAGGUUUGGCUAUGAACCAGAUUUUAGAUACUUACUCGUUGACUGAUGCUAGCAAUGAAUUGUGUAGAAAUCACUCUAUAGAAUUUAGUAUGGGUAUGAGGAGGUUUGAAUCGUGGGCCUUAGACAUGUUUGACGCCUCGUCUAAGUUGCAGUCGGGCCUGCUGUUAAGCAACUUGUUCGAAUUCGGUAACUACAAACAAUGCAUCUCCAUUUACACGGACGACGUGGAAAAUGGACCGCUGAGAGGAAAACAUUGUACGCUGAAAGUUUUCCCUGACACGCGUCUGUUGAAAAAGAUAUUGACGUUUAGGAAUGUGUCUGAAAAGCGAUGGGACAAAGUGAAGGUGUUCGUGGAGGACGCCUCCAUGGCCUGGUCGAUUUGCGUGCCCGACUCCUGUGACGUAGACGACGUGCUGCCGCACUUUCGAAAGUUAAUUAGAACUUUGACGGAAGGCCUCAACCUAACGGUGGCAUUGCGCCAAAUUAACUGUCUUACUGCUGUGGAUCAGGCUGGCGCUAGUUUCAGCGGCACGGAAGUGGCUGUUAUAGGGAGCUUCCUAAUCUACACUCUACUAAUCAGUGUACUGACCAUAUUGGAUUUUCGUUCAGCUGAUGAAAAAGGUGAAGAAAAUAAACUGUUUAAGAUAUUUUCGGCAAGAAGAAACACCAUAAAUAUAUUCGCUAAAAGCAGUAAAGGCCCAUCAGACCUAGAUUGCGUGCACGGCAUACGCUUCUUGAGCACUUGCUACGUUAUUAUUGGCCACAGAUAUCUCAUGAUGAUGUUCUUUCCUGUAAUCAACAGCCUACACAUUAUGGAGUGGAUUUUGUACUACAGAAGUACUGCUAUAACCGGCGGAACACUAUGCGUCGACACUUUCUUUGUCGUUAGCGCUAUACUAGUAAGCAUUGGAUACUCCAAACAAGCAUCUAAAGGACCCAUAAACUGGUUCAUGUUUUAUUUCUACAGGUACAUGCGAAUUACACCACCAUUAGCAAUAGUAGUACUAUGGUAUUCAACGCUUAUGCAAUACUUUGGUUCUGGUCCGCUGUGGAACGACAUGUUGGAAGUGAUACAAAAACCAUGUCAAGAGUACUGGCUUGCAACUAUAAUGCAUGUCCAAAAUUAUGUACAUCCUUAUCCUUUGUGCCUGACUCAAGCUUGGUAUUUAACCUGUGACAUGCAGUACUAUUAUUUCUCACCUAUUGUACUGAUUCCACUAACUGGGGACAGUGUUUAUGGAUACAUAAAUUACAUAGCCGUUUAUUUAGUAUCUAUGGGCGUAACUUUUUAUUUUGCUUAUAUCAACAAGUAUAAUGGUGGAGUACCUGUUACAAAUCAACUUUUUUCUACCAAAUAUUUCCAACAUUUUUAUAUAGCCCCCCACGUAAGGUCAUCCACGUACAUAAUUGGUUUGGGUUUCGGUCAUUUUCUAUAUAAAACGAGAGGUAGAACGUUCAAAAUAAGUAAUGGUGUGGCAUUUAUUGGUUGGAUUAUUUGUAUUUUGACAAUGCUGACUUCUUUAAUGGGUUGUUUGAUAUUUUUUCAAGAAGAUCACGAUUAUAACAGGAUGGAAUCGACAAUAUUCCUAACUUUAUCUAGAUCGUCAUGGACCAUGGGAAUAGUGUGGAUGAUAUGGGCAUGUGUUAAUGGUUAUGGAGGUCCUAUUAACUAUGUCUUGUCCCUACACAUAUUUAAAGUGCUCGGUAGAAUAAGUUAUGGCAUGUACCUGUUGCAUAUGGGUGUCCAAUACAUGAUGAGUGGAGCAGCUAAGAUGCCUGGAUAUUUUUCUGACUUUGCAUCAAUUUAUGCUGGAUUUUCUGAUUUAUUUCUUAUGGUCAUAAUGGGAUAUAUUUUCACUAUCUUAUUUGAAGCCCCCCUUAUUCAAGCCUUGAAUAUUCUAAUUAAAAGCGCUGAAAAUAAAUCUGAAGUACAUCCACAAGUAACACAAGUAGUCAAGAAAUUCUAAUAUGAUUUUUCUUCAAAUUUGUCACUAUAAAAAUUAAAUAAAACGCA